Messenger RNA from Alternaria ethzedia, 1362 nucleotides. RefSeq lists its product as uncharacterized. The record is from RefSeq and is a predicted model, not a curated record. Gene Ontology annotation, molecular function: transmembrane transporter activity. The coding region runs from base 1 to 1362 and encodes 453 amino acids. Gene Ontology annotation, biological process: transmembrane transport. The transcript is spliced from 2 exons. NCBI's taxonomy places the organism in Eukaryota, Fungi, Ascomycota, Dothideomycetes, Pleosporales, Pleosporaceae.
AUGGCUUCUCCAACACUGCCUUCGACAUCUUCGGCAAGUCUGAGCUCGCAGACGACUGAGGAAAAGCGAGAUCAUCGACCGAACCAAGAUAUAUCAGGAGCAUCUACACCACCGCCCACCUCAAAGUCCGAUCCUACAUUCAUCACCUGGACCUCACCAACAGACCCAUCCAACCCCUUCAACUUCUCUCCGUCGAAGAAAUGGCGGACCACCCUUCUAGCCUGCACCAUGACCUUCGUCGUCCAAGUCUCAGGAACAAUGCUCACAUCCGCCGCCGAGCAAAUCAACACCAGCUUCAACGUCAGCGAUGAAGCAUUUCCGCACUCGUACUGGCCGGUGUUAAGCUGGAACCUAGGAGGCGCCGCAGCACCACUACUAGGACUGCCCUUAAUGGAGAACUUUGGUGUGCGGUGGAGUUACAUGGCCAUCUACGCCGUGUUGAUCAUCUUCAUCAUUCCGCAGGCGUUGGCGAAGAACUUCGCGACGAUCUUUCUGAGUCAAAUCAUCUUCUACAGCGCUCUUAUGCCGGUGCUGUUCUUCCUUCUUCCUGAGGUGCGACCAGAUGUCAUCCUCACUCAGCGUGCACGUCAUAUUCGCGCAAAGACGGGGAAAGAGGUGUAUGCCCAGGCUGAGAAAGAGCACACAAGUUUUGGCGAAAUUCUCAAAGAGACGCUCGUUCGACCAACGCGUAUGCUGUGUACCGAAGGCGUCGUCCUUUCCUUUGGGUUAUGGAGUGCUUUCUGCAUCGGGACGGCCUUCAUGUUUACGCAAUCCAUCGUACAAGUCUUCUCAGAGCUGUACGGCUGGACAUUCUUCGGCACAGGCCUCGUGCAAUCCGCCGUCGUAAUCGGGGAGCUCAUCGGCCUCGUCGCAUCACUAGUCCAAGAUCGCAUCUACUUUGCAUCCGCGAGACGCAACACUGAAACCCCAGGGAAGCCGAUCCCAGAAGCGCGACUCUAUCUCAGCAUCCCAGCUUCGUUCAUCGGCCUGAGCGGUGGACUGUUCUACUUCGCCUGGACGUCCUACUCUUCCAUCCCGUGGAUCGUACCCAGUAUAUCGCUCGCUUUCGUGGGUUUCGGUAUGUUCUGCAGUACAGCGGGGGUAACGACGUAUGUGGUUGAUGCGUACGCGAAGUAUGCUGCGAGUGCUAUCGCGGGCAUUGCGUUUCUGGAAAACUUUAUGGCUGCUUUCUUGCCGCUUGCGACGCAGAGUAUGUAUCGUACGUUGGGGUUUAAUUGGGCGAGUAGUCUGUUGGGGUUUAUUGCGUUGGCGUUGAGUUUCAUUCCGUUGAUUCUGUUGAGGUUUGGGAAGAGCAUACGGGGGAAGAGUCCGUUUAUGAGUGAAGCGGGGUAUGAAGACUGA